ACUACUUCAGUCACACACAGCCAUUCACAACAUCGUGUCGCUUCUCCUUUUUCACAGGAUUUCCUUCAAAAACAGAAGCUGAAGGCUCCGUGACCCUGCAGAGAAAUCAACCGUCCGUAAGUUCAUCCAGAAUCCAAGAUGGGUGCCAUCAAGUCCAAACAGUUUAAAAAGCCUCCUCAGGUGCUCAUCAUGGGCUUGGAUUCAGCAGGAAAAUCCACUUUGUUGUACAGGCAGCUGCACGGGGUCAUCAUGCAGACCUCGCCCACCAUUGGCUUCAAUGUGGCGACCCUCCAGCUGAACAAGAAGACUUCCCUGACCGUGUGGGACAUUGGCGGGCAGGACACUAUGAGGCCCAACUGGAAGUACUUCCUGGAGGGAUGCAAAGUGCUGGUGUUUGUGGUGGACAGCAGUGAUUACGCCAGGAUCGGGGAGGCUCAGAAAGCCCUCAAAAAGAUCCUGCACGAUGAGCAUCUUAAAGGGGUUCCCCUGAUGGUGCUGGCCAACAAAAAGGACCUGCCGAACACCAUGACUAUCAGAGAUGUAUCCAUCAAGCUGGAUCUGGACACUUACAUGGAUCGCCAAUGGGAGAUUCAAGCCUGCAGCGCUGUGAAGGGACUGGGUCUCCAACAAGCCUUUCUGUCUAUAGCUAAACUACUGCAGAAAGCAUGAGGACUGGGAGAUGUGAUGCAGUUUAAACUUAUUAUAGUAUAUGUUAAUGACACUUUAUUAGUAUUAUUAUCAUUAUAUAGGUAACACUUUACAAUAAGGCUGUAUUAGUUAAAUUUACUUGGCAAACAAUGAACAAUACAUUUAUUAUGUUUGUUUGAUAAAGAAAAUAAAGACAUUCACUGUU
Molecule: messenger RNA, 853 nt
Organism: Danio aesculapii
Lineage: Eukaryota; Metazoa; Chordata; Actinopteri; Cypriniformes; Danionidae
Gene: arl11
Product: ADP-ribosylation factor-like 11
Exons: 1
Coding region: 139-669 (176 amino acids)
Biological process (GO): intracellular protein transport; vesicle-mediated transport
Cellular component (GO): cytoplasm
Molecular function (GO): GTP binding; GTPase activity
Source: RefSeq, a predicted model, not a curated record